GUGAAAAACAAAUUUUUAGACUUCCAGUGUAGACUACAAGAAUUACGGGAAUAGAACGUCUUAGUUCUUUCAAUAAUAAUUUAUCGACUAUGUAGACCAUUAAAUUUAGUCGUUUGAGAACCAAACUACAUAAACUCAAUAAUAAAAUGACAUCAAUAACGUCGGAAAGGGUAGAAUGGGUCGAGAUAAUCGAACCCAGGACUAAAGAACAUAUGUAUGCAAAUUUAACAACUGGUGAAUGUGUUUGGGAUGCGCCUGUAGGAGUGCCCGUAAAAAAGACAGACAACAACCAGUGGUGGGAACUAUUUGACCCUAUCACUAAUCGUUUUUACUACUAUAAUACAGCUUCUCAAAAAACAGUUUGGCAUCGACCUCCUAAUUCUGAUAUUAUACCUUUGGCUAAAUUACAAACAUUAAAACAAAAUACUGAACCUGCUGUGAAUGAUGAAAAUGAUCGUAAAUAUUCUAAAGAAUCUGUGUCAACUCAGACACCUGGCCGCAAUAGAAUGACAGUACCCCUUUCAUCAAGUAAUCAAACGUUGGGUAAUGUUGAGAAUGUUAAAACUUUUAAGUUAAUGGACCCAGUUACUUCAACUAAACGUUCUGUGGAUUCUGAAACUCAAACUUCUCCUCUUACACCUCGCAGAUCUCACCAUCAUCAUCAUCAUCAUCAUCAUCAUCAUAAACAUCAACAACAAGCUAGUACACCAAGUAGAGGACGACGUGGAAAUCAGCCUAAUGUUUGGUACAAUCGUACUGCUUAUUCACAAGAUUCUGGUCGUUCAAGUGAUUCAAGUUGUGUUUCUAUUCAAUCAUCUAGUGGCAAAGAUGCUAAUCCUGGUUUAUCCAUGUCUGCCAGUACACCGCUAUUUAGAAAGAAACUUUCUCAACCACCUACACCACAAAAUAAUCUUCCUAUUCAACGAAGUUCUUCCAAUGCUUCUCAAUACCAAUUAUUAUUAGGCAAACAAAAAAGCUUUGAUACUGAUAUAAGUAUUGGAGGUGGCUACAGUCUUGGUCAUGAUAAUCGUAACAACAGUUGUUCUCGUCCUCGCCCUCCUGUUGUACUGUCUUCCAGUUUAUCUAAUAGUCAGAUUUGUAGGAGUCAAAGUUUUGCACAAAAGUCAAUUGCUACUAAAACUUCAAUUGAAGCAGAAGAAGAAGAUUCAAUGCAUGAAAAAUAUCUUGCUCCGAGUGGAUUACUGGGGAUGCCUCCACGACAUGGCAAAAAAUCUGUAGAAUCCACUCCUUUGAGCUCUCGGAAAUGGCAUUCUCACUCUGAUACUGGUUCUCCUACAGCAUCUAAAUCACGGCCACCAUUAACUCCUGAAUAUGCUAACUUCGCAGCUCCUCCUCCUCCACCUGCUGCUCCAAGUCAGUCUAGUUCAAAAUCAUCUUUAACACAAUCAGUAAAACAUACAAAAUGUUCAAAAGAUGUUGGACUUUCAAGUAGUGAUGAUGAUUCAGGAGAAAAUGAUAAUUCUAGUUCUAGUGUAUCAAGUAGUCCCCCAACAGCUAGUAAAAUUGAUCAAAGAUUAAGAUCUGACAACAAAACUAUAGAUAACCAUUUAAAAGCAAGACCAGUAUCAAAUCAUUCAAGCUCAUCUAGUCAACGUGGUGGAGUUGUUCGAAAAAGUAUUAGUCCAGCCACAUCAGAUCAAAAACAAACUCCACUAUAUAGUAAUUUAGAUAUGUAUGAAGGUAGAAUUUUGCCUCUUCAUCAAUACAUUUUAGAACAAGCAAAAUUAUCAGGAUCAUCAUAUAGGUUUGGAGAUACAGUUGGUACUUUUUCUGAAGAUGAUGAUGCUGAAAUUGAAGAUUUAAUUAGUGUUAUGGGCACAGCUACUGGAUAUGAUAGUGAUGAGUUUGCUGAUGAUGAAGGAGCGGUUAGUCAGGGUGAACAAUCUAGUUCACCAUCUCCAUCAAAUGCAUCUUCUAGACAUUAUUUAAGAGAUGAAUUAGACUAUGAUCAUUUGACAGCAAUGAGAACAUCACAACCUCGGAGUUAUGUUAAUGAUACUCGAGUAAAUGAUUAUACAAUUGAAUCUAGUAGUAAUCAACAUUAUUAUAAUACAGUUACAAAUACUUUAUCAUCUCAAAGAUCAGCAAAUCUAGUCACACCAUCAAUGUCUGAUCCAUUUAGCAAUUCAGCUCCAACUCUUCCUUUAGAAACUCAACAUACAUCAUUAAGAAGAAGAAAAGAUCAACAUGUUCAACCUCCAGCAGCUUUAUAUUCUCCAAUUAUGGAAAGAAAUGAGACUUCUAGAACUUUGUUAAAUCGAGAUAAAAAAACUACUUCUGAAAGUGAUAUUGAAAAAUAUGCCCAGGACAACCUAAAUAUACAUAAGAAGGGUAUUUUCAGAAAAAAAUUUUCAGUAAGAGACAUGCUUUCAUGGUCCAAGGAUCCAAUUCGUAAACCUAUGCUAGUGUUAUCUGACAAAGCAUUGAAAAAAGAAGCUUGUGAUUUAUUUAAAUUAGUUCAAACCUAUAUGAGUGAUCGCAAAGCAAAAUUAGGAAUGACUUUAAACAGUGUGGCUCUAGAAAUAUGUAUGAUUGGUUUUAUGAAACCAACCCUUCGAGAUGAAUUAUACAUACAAAUAUGUAGACAAACAACAGAAAAUCCUAGAAAAGAAAGCUUGCGUCGUGGAUGGGAACUUUUGGCUAUUUGUUUAUCUUUUUUCCCACCUUCUCCUAAAUUACAAAAAUACUUAGAAAGUUACAUGGAAAGACAUAGAGAUCCAGGUUUAGAUAGUUAUGCUACUGAAGUUGGUCGUUGGCCUGUUCAUGUCCAAGUAAGCCAUUAUGCCAGUGUGGCCACUAAAAGAUUACACAGAAUGGGUGUAGAUGGUAAAAAAGCAGUUCGAAGACCAACAUUGGAAGAUAUUGAACAAGCUAGAAUGCAAAUAUUCAGACCUAGUCUUUUUGGAAAUACAAUCAGUGAAGUUAUUGAUCUUCAAAAAGAACGCUUUCCAAACUAUAAAUUACCUUGGGUACAAACCACAUUAUCUGAACUAGUACUAAGGCACAGAGGUGAUCAGACAGAAGGAAUAUUUAGAGUACCAGCUGAUAUGGACGAAGUAAUGACCCUUAAGAGUCGUUUAGAUGUAUGGGAAGUUCCUGGAUCUGAAGAAUUGACUGAUGCUCAUACUCCAGCAUCUUUAUUAAAACUAUGGUAUCGUGAAUUAUAUGAGCCUCUUGUACCUGAUCACAUGUAUGCCGAGUGUAUUGCUGCUCAUCAAGAUGCUCGCCGUGCUAUUGCUAUUAUUCAUCGAUUACCACCUAUAAAUAAAGCUGUUUUAGCUUAUCUUAUUCACUUCCUACAAUUGUUUACCAAACCUGAAGUUGUUCAUGUUACCAAAAUGGAUGCUAGUAAUCUGGCUAUGGUUAUGGCUCCUAAUUGUUUACGUUGUACUUCGAUUGAUCCUCGUGUAAUAUUUGACAAUGCUCGUAAAGAGAUGGCUUUUAUGCGUUUGUUAAUUUUACAUUUUGAUGCGUCCUUUAUGGAAGGCGUAUAUUAAACAGAUCUGUUAUGUUUAAUAACUAAUUACUGGAACUGUAUUAGUUUCAAAACUACACAAACCAAAGGUUAUUAUUAUGAAAGCUUAAUUGCACACUAAUUUAAUUAUUUUUAAGCUAAUAUAAAUUAUAAUAUAUACGUAUGAUAAAUUAAAUUUGAUGACUAAAUGUUUGACAUUGAUUUUUAGUAGUUUAGAUAAGUGUUACCAUGUAAAUGACUUGCAAAAUUUUACUUAAAAUAUAAUCUUAUUACUUAAAUACUACUUUAAUUAUAUACCCUCCCA
Melanaphis sacchari is the source of this 3800-nucleotide messenger RNA. RefSeq lists its product as uncharacterized. Bases 147 to 3518 code for a protein of 1123 amino acids. Gene Ontology annotation, biological process: signal transduction. Gene Ontology annotation, molecular function: GTPase activator activity; protein binding. NCBI's taxonomy places the organism in Eukaryota, Metazoa, Arthropoda, Insecta, Hemiptera, Aphididae. The record is from RefSeq and is a predicted model, not a curated record. Gene Ontology annotation, cellular component: cytoskeleton; cytoplasm. The transcript has 16 exons.